Messenger RNA from Dovyalis caffra, 1215 nucleotides. The record is from the annotation of a GenBank genome assembly. Lineage: Eukaryota; Viridiplantae; Streptophyta; Magnoliopsida; Malpighiales; Salicaceae.
AUGGCUUGGCGCCUCAUCCUCUUCAAAUCCACCUCUACCAAAACCCUAGCCCCUCCUCUCCUCCAAAACCCUAAUCCUAACCCAUUUUUUCCCUUCUUCUCCUCCCAUUUCUCCACAUCUUUUCUUGUAACCAAAACCCCAAAAAAGCACAAGAAAAAGCGCAAAAAACCCGAAUCCCCACGCACCAAAUCCGUCCAACACCCAUCAACCCGAAUCCACCAAUUUGAAUCACUCCUCGAACGCGACUCUUACUUCCGAUUUCUCACCAAAUCCAAACAAUUCCUCUGUCAACAGCCUGAGAGCAUUCUCCGCCUUGAUGACGCUGGAAAGCUCCACCAAGAACUCGGUUUCCCUCGCGGCCGAAAAAUCCACCGCUUCCUCCAACGCCACCCUCUCAUUUUCCAAACUUAUCGCCACACUGAUAACAAAUUGUGGGUCGGGUUUACAGAUUUUAUGGAGGAAUUGCUGGAAGAAGAGAAGGAAAUUAUGGAUUCAAUGGAGAUUGACCGCGUUAAUAAGGUGCGUAAAUUGUUAAUGAUGUCGAAGAAUAAACGGAUUCCUUUGAGUAAAAUUCAUCAUUGUCGUUUAUUGUUUGGAAUUCCCGAUGAUUUUAGAGAUAGAGUAGGUAAAUAUCCUGAUUAUUUUAGAAUACUUGUUGAGAGUGACGGGAAGAGGAUUUUAGAAUUAGUGAAUUGGGAUCUGAGUUUGGCUGUGAGUCAAUUGGAGAAAGAGUUUAUGGUUAAUGAGGAGAAGGCGAAAAGGGCGUUUAAGUUUCCGGUGAAGCAUGGGAAGGAUUUGGAUUUGGAGGUGGAGGAUACAAGGAGGUUGAAUUUAUUGAAUACGUUGCCAUUGGUUUCGCCGUAUAGUGAUGGGGAGAGAUUGGAGUUAUGGAGUUUGGAGGCGGAGAAGUAUAGGGUUGGCGUUUUGCAUGAGUUUUUGAGCUUGACUUUGGAGAUGAGGGCGUCAAUACAUCAUAUUGUGGAGUUUAAGGAGGAGUUCUGCUUGACUAAACAUACAUAUGAUAUGCUUAAGAAGCAGCCCAGGACGUUUUAUCUUGCGGGGACAGAGAUGAAUUGGGUUGUGUUUUUGAAAGAUGGUUAUGAUGGAAAUGGGGUUUUGAUUGAUAAGGAUGCACAAGUGUUUUUCAACGAGAAGCUGUAUAAGUAUGCUCAAAUGAAAGAAGGUGAAUUGGAUUCUAGUGUAUGGAGGAAAUAG